This is a messenger RNA of Seriola dumerili (greater amberjack), 927 nucleotides long. RefSeq names its product olfactory receptor 6N2-like. Gene Ontology annotation, cellular component: membrane. Lineage: Eukaryota; Metazoa; Chordata; Actinopteri; Carangiformes; Carangidae. Gene Ontology annotation, biological process: G protein-coupled receptor signaling pathway. The coding region runs from base 1 to 927 and encodes 308 amino acids. Gene Ontology annotation, molecular function: G protein-coupled receptor activity; olfactory receptor activity. The transcript has a single exon. The record is from RefSeq and is a predicted model, not a curated record.
AUGGAGGAUGAACUUAAUGUAACAUAUAUAACUCUUACUGGGCAUGUGGAGGUGCAAAAAUACAGAUAUCUUUAUUUUUUGAUCAUGUUUACAGUUUAUAUUCUAAUAAUUUGCUGUAAUUUCACCAUUGUGUAUCUUAUUUGGAUUCACAAAAACCUUCAUGAGCCUAUGUACAUUUUCAUUGCAGCUUUGUUAAUCAACUCAGUUCUUUUCAGCACUAAUAUCUACCCAAAGUUGUUAAUUGACUUUUUGUCUGAAAAACAGAUCAUAUCCUAUUCAGCUUGUCUCUUUCAGUUUUUUUUAUUUUAUUCUUUAGGAAGUUCAGAGUUCUUACUGUUGUCAGCCAUGGCCUAUGACAGGUAUGUGUCUAUAUGUAAACCUCUGCAAUAUCCAACUAUCAUGAGGAAAACCACUGUGAGUAUUUUUCUGGGUUUAGCUUGGCUUGUACCUGCUUGUCAUAUUUCAGUUCUAGUAAUAAUGAGUGCUGAUUUGAAACUCUGUAAUUUAACGUUGAAUGGAAUCUUUUGUAAUAAUUCAAUUUACAAUCUCCACUGUGUGAGUUCAAGAACACGAUCUAUAUUUGGUGUUUUUGCCGUGAUAGUCACUGCACUUUUCCCUCUGCUCUUCAUACUCUUCACAUACACCAGGAUACUUAUAAUCUCCUAUAGAAGCUGUAAAACUGUCAGGAAAAAAGCUGCACAGACCUGUUUACCUCACCUGCUGGUUUUAAUCAGUUUCUCCUGUUUGUGUGCGUAUGAUGUCAUUAUAGUUCGACUGGGGUCUAAAUUUCCAAAAACUGCACGUUUAAUAAUGACUUUACAAGUGAUUCUGUAUCAUCCUCUCUUCAAUCCAAUUAUAUAUGGUCUAAAAAUGAAAGAAAUCUCUAAACACCUGAAGAGGUUGUUCAGUCAAACCAAAGUGAUGUGA